Messenger RNA from Cyclocybe aegerita, 2049 nucleotides. Lineage: Eukaryota; Fungi; Basidiomycota; Agaricomycetes; Agaricales; Hemipholiotaceae. The record is from the annotation of a GenBank genome assembly.
AUGUCUCCGCCUCGCAUCCACGGUAGCCGACACCCGACUCGCAAACAAAGCGCGAAUCUUGUCGCGUCAUUAUCGUUUGCGUUCUUCCUCAUCCUUUCGAUUAUUCUCCUAGUUCCGGUGGGCGUCAAGGCCGAAGAAGCUCAAGCCCACCCCGAGUAUGGAUCUGUCAUCGGAAUUGAUUUGGGCACCACUUAUUCUUGUGUCGGGGUAUACAAAGGAGACCGUGUUGAAAUCAUCGCCAACGACCAAGGAAACCGGAUAACACCCUCAUGGGUCAGUUUUAACGGCGAUGAACGAUUAAUCGGCGACAGUGCAAAGAACGCACUACACUCCAACCCGAAGAACACGAUUUUCGACGCGAAGCGGCUUAUUGGUCGCCGGACGGACGAGGCUGCGGUGAAGAGCGACCUCAAGCACUUACCCUUCAAAGUGACAGACAAGAACGGUAACCCAAAUAUCAAUGUCAAAUACAAGGGAGAGAACCGAGAAUUUACACCAGAGGAAAUUAGUGCGAUGAUUCUUGGAAGAAUGAAAGAGACUGCUGAGGCGUAUCUUGGCCACGGGGUUACUCAUGCCGUCGUCACUGUUCCGGCGUAUUUUAACGACGCACAACGUCAAGCCACGAAAAACGCCGGUGAAAUCGCUGGCCUUACUGUCCUCCGCGUCCUGAAUGAACCAACGGCUGCUGCACUCGCAUACGGACUCGGGAAAAAGGGGGAAGAGUCCAAGGUGAUUGUGUACGACCUGGGUGGAGGCACCUUCGACGUCUCCCUCCUCUCCAUCGAGGAUGGUGUUUUCGAGGUCUUGGCCACCGCCGGCGACACCCACCUUGGCGGAGAGGACUUCGACAACCGCGUCAUUGAAUACCUCGCGAAGAACUACGAGAAGAAGACGGGCACGGACGUGAAGAAGAACCAGCGCGCGAUGGGCAAGCUGAAGAAAGCGGUCGAGAAUGCGAAGCGCAUCCUGUCUAGUCAACAGAGCACCAAAAUCGACAUUGAGAGCUUCGAGAACGGAAACGACUUUUCGGAGACGCUGACGAGAGCGAAGUUUGAGGAGCUCAACCUUGAUUUGUUCAAGAAGACGAUGAAGCCCGUUGAGCAAGUCUUGAAGGACGCAGGUGUCUCGAAGAAGGAAGUUGAUGAGAUCGUACUUGUUGGUGGUUCGACCAGGAUUCCCAAGGUCCAACAACUUCUCAAGGAAUACUUCGGCAAAGAACCUUCGAAGGGCAUCAACCCAGACGAGGCUGUCGCAUACGGUGCUGCUGUUCAAGGAGCCAUCCUCGCCGGCGUCAAGGGCCAAACGAGUGAGGUCACUCUCCUCGAUGUCAACUCCCUUACUCUGGGCAUCGAAACCGCCGGUGGAGUUUUCGCGCGCAUCAUCGAGCGCAACACCGUGAUCCCUACCAAGAAGAGCCAGAUUUUUUCGACCGCUGCUGAUAACCAGCCCACUGUGACGAUCAAGGUAUACGAGGGUGAACGUGGACAGACCAAGUACAACCAUCUCCUCGGCCAGUUCGACCUUACUGGUAUCCCUCCAGCACCCAAGGGUGUUCCUCAAAUCGAAGUCACCUUUGAGCUCGAUGCCAACUCGAUCAUGACUAUUAGGGCUCUCGAUAAGGGAACUGGCAAGUCUGAACAGAUCGUCAUCUCCCAAGACAGCGGUCGUCUCUCGAAAGAAGACAUUGAUCGCAUGAUCGCGGAUGGAGAGAAAUUCGCCGAAGAGGACCAGCUCCACAAGAAGCGCACUGAAGCGCUCAACAGCCUCUCGACCUUCGUGUACGGGCUCAAGAACCAGCUCGCAGAGAAGGACGGUAUAGGUGCCAAGUUGAGCGCUGCCGACAAGACGAAACUCCAGGAAACCAUCAAGGAGGGCUCCGAGUGGAUCGACGAGCACGCAAGUGAGGCGAGCCUGGAGGACUUAGAGGAGAAGCUCGCUGACUUGCAGACGAGCGUGAACCCGAUCACGAGCAAGCUCUAUCAGAGCAGCGAUUCUGGACCAUCUAAUAACGACCCCGAUUGGGACCCAACAGACCAUACCGAAUUAUAA